AUUUCUAUGUUUAAGUUACAAGAGUGGGGAGUGGCACUUGCAUUCAAGAAGUGCAGGAAUAAAAAAUCAGAAUCAGAAGUCAGAACUUACAGGCAAGGCAGCAACCAGCCAACCACCAACAAAUCAACAAUAACCAGAUUCUAAGAAUUCAAAUCCAAGAAUCCUCUCAAGAUCUAGAGAAGAGAACCACAGAAAUGGGUGGUAAACGCGGUGGUUCAAAUGGGUCAAAACGGAGCAAAUGGUUGUCCCAGAAUCCCAGCAAAAGAUGGGGAGAGUUGUUCUUCCUUCUUUAUACUCCUUUUUGGUUAACUCUCUGCCUCGGCAUUGUCGUCCCUUUCAAAUUAUAUGAGAAUUUCAAAGAGUUGGAGUACUUGCUUUUGGCUAUGAUUUCAGCUGUACCAUCAUUUGUUAUUCCAUUGCUUUUUGUUGGCAAGGCUGAUAAAGGCACUCCAUUGAAGGAUCGUUAUUGGGUGAAGGCCAGCAUCUGGAUUGUGCUUUUUAGUUAUGUGGGGAAUUACUUUUGGACCCACUACUUCUUCAAAGUAUUAGGAGCUUCAUAUACCUUCCCAUCAUGGAGAAUGAAUGAUGUGCCACACACAACUUUCCUGUUGACUCAUGUAUGUUUCCUCCUCUACCAUGUUGCUUCAAAUAUGACACUUCGAAGAUUACGCUAUGCUCUUGCUGAUGUACCUGAAAAAAUUCGAUGGUUGAUGGAGGGUGCAUGGAUACUAGCACUAUCUUACUUUAUUGCUUACUUGGAGACUAUAGCAAUUGCGAACUUUCCAUACUAUGAUUUUGUAGACCGAGAUGCCAUGUACAGAGUUGGAUGCUUGUUCUAUGCAAUCUACUUCAUCGUAAGCUUCCCAAUGUUUCUAAGAAUUGACGAGAAACCUGGAGACAAAUGGGAUUUAGCAAGGGUUGGCAUUGAUGCUCUAGGCGCUGCAAUGCUUGUUACGAUAAUACUAGAUUUGUGGCGUAUUUACUUGGGACCUAUAGUUCCGCUUCCUCAGGAAAAGCAGUGUGCUCAAAUCGGGAUGCCUUGGUUUUCGGAACAUCCUAUUUCUGCUUGACAUCUUGUUAUCCACAAUUUCUGAGGUCAAACAAGAAUAAGAAGAAAAUGUUGUACAACUCGGAUUUCCCCCCUUUUAUAACUAUACUCUUUGGCGGCAAAUUUCUUCUUUAUUUAGGGUUCGAAUCCAUUUGUGAAAUUGCAAAGCUCGUGUGGAGAAAUCAUCUUGAACAAUUCGAUAAUUUAUUGAAACACGCCAACAUCUGAGGUUGUUUUAGUUGCAUUGCGCAUCUACCACUCGAUCUUGACAAUGUAGAGAUGUUAAUGGGCAAUAACUCUUGUAUUGAAGUCCUUGGAAUAGGGCUAGUAGAACCAAUGUUUAGUUCGGAAAAUGCAUUAGUCCUUACUCCUUACGGGCGUUUUAUAUGCUCCCGAAAUAGUGAAGACUACACGCUAUCUAAUAGAUUGAGAUUUAAGCUUGUGUUUGAGACUGUUCAAUGUAUUAUAUAGAAAGCGGGGAAAUUUUAGGUACAUGUUGAUGUUAUAAUGCAAAAAAAUUGUUUUAGCCUUCACUUUGUAAUAACAAUGUUUCUGUUUUGAAUAUCAAUCAAUGUGAAGUUUCCAUUGGCAAUCUCAUUUUGCCUAAA
Molecule: messenger RNA, 1656 nt
Organism: Amaranthus tricolor (Joseph's coat)
Lineage: Eukaryota; Viridiplantae; Streptophyta; Magnoliopsida; Caryophyllales; Amaranthaceae
Product: cycloeucalenol cycloisomerase
Exons: 8
Coding region: 195-1070 (291 amino acids)
Molecular function (GO): cycloeucalenol cycloisomerase activity
Source: RefSeq, a predicted model, not a curated record